UGUCGCAUUCCCCUGCGCAUCACCAGCGCUAUGUUUGUGAUGAGGCGGGAAAUGGCGUCCGCAGACAUGUUUGGUCUGUGACUAGCUACCGAGCGACGGACAACAACCGCGGCCCGACCUCUACCGGUGGCCGCGGCCGAGAGCUGUACGAGGAGCCCACGAGAUCAUCCAUUUUUCUAUGUGACGUUGGAGCAUGAUGAAGCUGAGAGUGCGUAAAGCUCCUCAGCAGCCGAACUUUGGCCGUCGAACCCACCCGUCCCAGGCCAAACGGAAACACCGUGAAGUGGAGCCAUCCCCGGUGAGAGGUCGAGGCAAAAUGCAGAAGAAUGAAACAGGCCUUUUCUCCACUAUAAAGAAAUUCAUCCGCGGAAAUGCUGUCAAGGUGGAGCAGGAUAUACCCGCAAAGAGGAGUCGUCUUGAUUGUAAUCCUGAGGGUGAUCUAAUUACUUCAACACCACAGACCAGAGGCCUUUCCAACAAAACAGUCUCCAGAGUUUGCCGGAAAACUCCAGACAAAGACACAAUGACCUGCAACAGUAAACCCAUGAAACCGAACGGUAAACUGGAGGCCCCCGUUGAGGCAGCGAGCAGCCCACCACGCACCACCCUGCUCGGCACCAUCUUCUCUCCAGUCUUUAACUUUUUUUCACCAGCAACUAAAACUGCCACUCCUGGUUCAGACUCUCCUGGCCAAGCUAUGGAGGCAGAGGAAAUCAUCAAACAGCUGGACAUCGAGCCGGCAGAAGAAAUGCCAAGUAGCACCCUCACAUCCACCGAGGGCAUCACUCCGUGUCACACUGCCCCGAUGUUACCGCAGAGGCUUCAGAUCGCCUCUGAUCCAUCCAUAGAAGAAGGACAAAUAGUCACUGAAACUGACAUGCCUCCAUUAACGGCUCCUGGUUGUAUGCCAGAUGGUGGUUACCCACACGCGCUACCUACAGCUCCUCCAGAAACCUCAUAUGAAGAGGAAUGGGAAGUUUUUGAUCCGUACUUCUUCAUCAAGCACGUGCCUCCACUGACAGAAGAGCAGUUAACACGCAAACCAGCGUUACCUUUGAAAACACGCAGCACACCAGAGUUUUCUCUCGUCUUGGAUCUGGAUGAAACUCUGGUCCACUGUAGUUUGAAUGAGCUAGAAGAUGCAGCCCUGACAUUCCCUGUGCUCUUUCAAGAUGUAAUAUACCAGGUGUAUGUUCGGUUGAGGCCCUUUUUCCGCGAGUUUCUUGAGCGCAUGUCUCAAAUGUAUGAGAUUAUUCUCUUCACUGCUUCAAAGAAGGUGUACGCCGACAAGUUGCUCAACAUCCUGGAUCCGAAAAAACAGUUGGUCAGACAUCGGCUUUUCCGUGAGCACUGUGUGUGUGUUCAAGGAAAUUACAUUAAAGACCUAAACAUUCUCGGACGGGAUCUUUCCAAGACUAUAAUAAUCGACAACUCACCCCAAGCCUUUGCCUAUCAGCUUUCCAAUGGAAUCCCUAUUGAGAGCUGGUUUGUGGAUAGAAAUGACAACGAGCUUCUGAAGCUUGUUCCUUUCCUCGAGAAGCUUGUGGAACUGAAUGAAGAUGUCAGACCGCACAUCCGAGAGCAGUUUCGUUUGCACCACCUCCUUCCUCCAGACUGACCUCGUGUUCGUCUCUCAGUUCAAAAUGGUAUCAACAUUGGAAAGAAACAAACAAACAAAAAAAAAGGACUCCCAGAAGAAUAUACUCAACGGAUUUCUCUUUGCAAACAUUGCCAUUGUUAUUUUUUAAAAUUAUGCAAAACAUUGAAAGUUAUGAUUGACUCAAAAAAAAGCCCUGGAUGUUUUUAUACAAACAAACCCUCAAACCAGAUUCGGAUCAAACGGAUCGGUUCGCUGCGGCAGACUAUUCCGCUUUUCACUUGUUUGUUUUUAAUGCGACUUUGAAGGCGACCCUCCUGGAAGGUAUUUUGUCUUUUGAGAACCAUUUUGGAUUGACAAACCUGAAUGUCAUGCAGUGUUGGAUCAUAUGGACCUCGGUGGCUUCAGCCUGACCUUGAACGGCCAGUCAAACCUGUAUAAUAUUCACUCUAUUUACUUGUAAAUACAUGUACAUAGGUUUUAUUGUUUUGUUUAAGGGUUUCAAGUCUUUUUAUUUUCAUUUCAGAUUUUAGUAUGUAUUCUUUGAUUCGGUUGCUUUUUAUAAACCAACAAAAUGUUAGUGUGUUUUGUUUGAAGUUGUUGAUAAACAGCUGCUUUUCUGUUGUAUGCCUGCAUUAUUCCUGUGAUGCUUUACUCCAUUACAUGCAGUUGUCUGUAAUAAGGUGCAGUUAAAAAAAAAAAAAAAGGAUCUUUGGGAGGAAAAUGUUUCUGAAACUAUAUUUUAAAGUAAUGUAAUGUAAGCUAGACUUGGGUCUCAACUGAAUACAGAGCCAUGAUGGCUGAAUUAUAAUUUUAGAGAUUUGUAUCUGACAGUCCAUUAGGGGGGGUUUAAGGCAUCUUGCACUUUGACAUCCAGCCCUUUGUAAGUUGAUGUAAAAUCUUGUCACUUUUCUAUACAGGUGUGAAUCGCCUCAAUUUGUUAUGUGGGGGGGAAGAGAAUGAAAUUGUAGCACCAGCAAAUUGCCAACAUGUUUGCUUUUAAAUCUUGUUUUCCAAGACGUCUUGUAUGUGGGAUCUUUAUGAUGUAGGAGUCACAUGUUUUAUUGACUAUUGAAUGAUCACUCCUGUUGUAUUCAGUGUUACUCAAUGGUUUCCUUGAAAAUAAAUACAUUUUUAUAUGA
Messenger RNA from Anoplopoma fimbria (sablefish), 2739 nucleotides. RefSeq names its product CTD (carboxy-terminal domain, RNA polymerase II, polypeptide A) small phosphatase like 2a (gene ctdspl2a). The record is from RefSeq and is a predicted model, not a curated record. The transcript has 13 exons. Lineage: Eukaryota; Metazoa; Chordata; Actinopteri; Perciformes; Anoplopomatidae. Gene Ontology annotation, molecular function: phosphoprotein phosphatase activity. The coding region runs from base 194 to 1618 and encodes 474 amino acids.